AUGGCAGCCAUUCCACGAGAAGAACCAUUGUUGGUUCCACCUCAACAUUUCUCCGAUGACCAAUCUUUCCAUGCUGAAGAAGAAGACGCUUUAUUAACUGGGGAGCGAGCACAACGCAAGCACGCGGAACGGCGGGGUUGGAGCUUCUGGAAAGAGAUCGGGUUACUCGCCUGGGCCGUAAUCGCCACUAUCCUAGUGAUCAUCCUCGGAGUCGUCUAUCAACAUGAAGCCUCCAAACCAAACCAGGCCUCCAAAGACACCUGGGGCCCGGGCGGGAAGCCGUCCGGAAAACGCAACCUGAUCUUCAUGGUCUCGGACGGCAUGGGCCCGGCCAGUCUUUCCAUGACCCGAAGCUUCCGCCAGUACACCGAAGGAUUGCCGAUCGAUAAUACUCUGAUCUUGGACCAACACUACAUCGGCACAUCUCGGACUCGAUCCAGCUCUAGCCUGGUGACGGACUCGGCAGCGGGAGCAACUGCGUUCUCGUGCGGUUUCAAGAGCUACAAUGGAGCUAUCUCGGUACUUCCGGAUCAUACACCGUGUGGAACUGUUCUGGAAGCUGCUUCGUUGGCGGGAUACAAGACUGGACUGGUUGUCACGACCCGGUUGACUGAUGCGACACCGGCGUGCUUCGCGUCGCAUGCCAAUCUGCGGCAAUAUGAGGAUAGCAUUGCGGAACAAGAAGUUGGGGAGAACCCACUGGGCCGGGUUGUUGAUCUCAUGCUGGGUGGUGGACGGUGCCACUUCUUGCCCAACACGACCAGUGGCAGUUGCCGAGCUGAUGACCGUGAUAUCGUCGAGGUUGCCUCCAAGAAUGGGUUCAAUCUCGUGAAAGAUAGGGCUGGGUUUGAUGCGCUGAAUGGUGGCACCCAAGCCAAGUUGCCACUACUGGGUCUCCUUGCCGAGACGGACAUUCCUUAUGAAAUCGACCGCCGCUCGCAGAAUGACGUGUACCCGUCCUUGGAGGAGAUGGCUCGCACUGCCCUGACAGCAUUGAGUGAGGCGACCAAGGACAGUGAGCAUGGCUUCUUCUUGAUGAUCGAGGGUUCGCGUAUCGACCAUGCUGGCCACGGCAAUGAUCCCGCUGCGCAAGUCCACGAGGUAUUGGCCUAUGACAAAGCCUUCGCUGCUGUAGUUGAAUUCCUGGAGAAGGACUCCACCCCAGGAGUUCUUGUGAGCACAUCUGAUCACGAGACCGGUGGUCUGGCAACAGCCAGACAGCUUCACACGUCUUACCCACAGUACCUCUGGUAUCCGGGUGUUCUGGCGAACGCCAGCCACUCUUCGGAGUAUGCCGCCGCUAAGCUCAGUGAAUAUUCCGCAGGAGCUGGAAAGCUGGCAAAUGAGUCUGAGAAGAAGGCGUACAUUCGUCAAACUCUCUUGGAGAAGCAUCUUGGUAUCACCGAUGCCUCGGACGAAGAGGUGAAAGCCCUUCUCCACCCCCAGCCUGGACUUUCACCUGGUUACGUUUUUGCCGAUAUUGUCAGCCGUCGCUCGCAGAUUGGUUGGUCCACUCAUGGACAUUCUGCCGUCGAUGUCAACAUAUACGCAUCAUCCACCAAGGAUGCCUGGCCCUUGGUAGGGAACAAUGAAAACACCGACGUGGGAAAUUUCCUUGCCAACUACCUCGGUGUCGAUGUCAAAGAUGCCACCAAACGCCUCCAGGCUUCAGCCUCCUGGAGAGUAUCCUCCGACGAAGUCUCCACUCAAUCAGACUACCACUGGAUGGGAGACCCACUGGGCUCAGAUGUACGAGCAGAUGGCCUUGACACAUACCAUGGAGACUUCAAGAAGCGCUCCUUAGAUGAUUGUGGAUGUGGCGGACUCCACUAA
Messenger RNA from Penicillium odoratum, 1833 nucleotides. Its product is annotated as alkaline phosphatase. The coding region runs from base 1 to 1833 and encodes 610 amino acids. Gene Ontology annotation, cellular component: fungal-type vacuole membrane. The transcript is spliced from 2 exons. NCBI's taxonomy places the organism in Eukaryota, Fungi, Ascomycota, Eurotiomycetes, Eurotiales, Aspergillaceae. Gene Ontology annotation, molecular function: alkaline phosphatase activity. The record is from RefSeq and is a predicted model, not a curated record. Gene Ontology annotation, biological process: dephosphorylation.